Messenger RNA from Paracoccidioides brasiliensis Pb18, 837 nucleotides. RefSeq lists its product as uncharacterized. Bases 1 to 837 code for a protein of 278 amino acids. The record is from RefSeq and is a predicted model, not a curated record. The transcript is spliced from 3 exons.
AUGGCAGCCCCACGAUCAACCUCCAUCCGUGCCCUGCGCUUGCUAGCCAAACAACAUGCGCCAGAGCCCUCAGCCCUGGCCAGCAUGGCCCCUUUCCGCCGCUCAUUGCACAUUACCGGAGCUUUCUCCGCACAACCCGCCCGCGGCCCAGAUGUCAACGCCAUCUACCGCUCGCGCACCCUAGGUGAUCUGCUCGCUGAGUGCGAGAGGAGAAAUCUCAGGCCUGGAGGAACUAAGGCUGAGCUCGUGGACCGCCUAGCAAAUCAUGACAUUCUCCAAUCACGCGCGUUCAGCAUUGCCAUGAGGAAGAUUGACAGUCGCACUGUGGAUAGUAAAAGUCCAACCCGCAGCUUCAAUACCUCCCGCGCGCACAAAGCCGUCAAUGACAACUCCACCAUCGAUUUCGCCUACAUGCCGCAGGGUAUCGACUUCCCUCUCUCCUCCGCUACAAACGACACCCCCAUCCCAAUCCUCCCAGACGCCUUCUCACACUACCAACUCAUCUCCAACGAUAACGACAGCAACGGUAGAAAUCCAAUGAAGCCCCAAAUCUACAACGUCUCCGGCGACGGCGCGGAGGUCAGCCCCAUGAGCGAGGUUGUGGAUAACCAUGCUGUGGAGUUUGAUCCGUUUGAGCUUACGGAGACAGUGAGGAGGGCGAGGGGGAAUAUGGGGGAUGCGGGGGGAAUUGAGGGGACGGAGGGGACGAAGGAUGGGACGGUUAUCGGGGUUGCAAGACAGUUGUGGGAGGGGAUUGUGGAGGAUUUGCUGGGGAAGAGUAUUGGUAGUGGCGGUGGGCAGGGGUUAGAAGGUAGGAAGAAGGUGGGAGGAUGGUGA